Messenger RNA from Cooperia oncophora, 219 nucleotides. NCBI's taxonomy places the organism in Eukaryota, Metazoa, Nematoda, Chromadorea, Rhabditida, Trichostrongylidae. The record is from the annotation of a GenBank genome assembly.
AUGUACAAAACUGAUAUAUACUUGCAUAUAGCAGAGCGUCUGGACAUCAUCGACCACCCGGCUCAUGACCCAGAUUGGUGGCUGGCGCGUAACUCGGCCGGCCAACAAGGUCUCGUUCCGAAGAACUACAUAGAGAAUUUUAUCACGGUUAUUGUCUUUAGCGAUGCGAUUCGUUACAUUCCAGGGCAUAUUGAGAGAUUCUGUACUAGUAUUGUGUAA